Molecule: messenger RNA, 801 nt
Organism: Adineta steineri
Lineage: Eukaryota; Metazoa; Rotifera; Eurotatoria; Adinetida; Adinetidae
Source: the annotation of a GenBank genome assembly
AUGUUAUUCAAAUUUCUACUUUUGAUCAUUACUUUUCAAAAUAUUGUCUGUCUACGUGAAUCAGCAGUCAAACGAUGUGCACGAGCAGCUAAUUCUUGUCUUCUUGCGUCAGAAGCAGUAGAAGGACCUUACUACUGGAAUUCAACUGUGCGAAAUGAUAUUACAGAGAAUAGACCUGGUAUUCCAUUGCGUUUAUCAAUCACGGUAGUAGAUAUAAGAUCAUGUUUAACAAUACCCAAUGCUGUUGUUGAUUUGUGGCAUUGUGAUGGUAUAGGUCUUUAUUCACAUUAUAUUGCUGCUAGUCAAGGACAAAUGAAUGGACCCAAUGACAAUUCAACAUUUUUUCGAGGUCAACAAAUAACCAAUUCGAGAGGUAUUUCUAUCUUUAAUACUAUUUAUCCUGGUUGGUAUCGUGGUCGUGCAACACAUAUGCACGUUAAAGUACAUAUUGAUGCUAGUUUAUCGAUUAUGGAUGGUGGAGCAAUUUAUACUAAAGGUGGACACGUGUCACAUACUGGUCAAUUCUUUUUUGAUGAUAGUCUGACUGAUGCAGUAGCGACAGUUUAUCCCUAUACAACACAAACCAUUCAACGUACACUCAAUGAUGAGGAUUUUAUUUAUAGAGAGUCAAAUGGAGCAACAAUGAUUGUACCAAUCAGAUUUCUUACGAACGAGUUUACUGGUGGAAUGGCAGGUGAAAUUACAGUUGGUAUUGAUCCAACUGCUACACCCCAACCAGCUGGAGGAGGUGGUGGUGGUCCACGACCACCUGGACCACCGCCCGGUCCUCCACCAUCAUAA